Carassius gibelio (silver crucian carp) is the source of this 2143-nucleotide messenger RNA. RefSeq names its product fukutin (gene fktn). The record is from RefSeq and is a predicted model, not a curated record. The transcript has 11 exons. NCBI's taxonomy places the organism in Eukaryota, Metazoa, Chordata, Actinopteri, Cypriniformes, Cyprinidae. Bases 196 to 1638 code for a protein of 480 amino acids. Gene Ontology annotation, cellular component: Golgi membrane.
CUCGCUCGCCCCAACGCUAUUAAGACUAUUUUCGCAACGCGUUUUAGAGAUGUCCCUCCUGGCGCACGGUCUCAGUGUGGUGUAAAUCUGAUGCGAAAACACAGACAGAAUAAAGAACUGUAUAAAUGAUUGUGAUUAAGCAGAUAUUCAGCGUUUCCUGCUCCUGCUGUGUCUGUAUGAGCACAGAUAUGUCAAAUGUCAGCAGCAGGACUAAUGGCUAGAAUAAACAGGACAUUUGUGUUGAGUCUCCUCAUCGCUGCCAGCUCCAUAUUCCUCCUCUUCCAGCUCUAUAACUACAGACAGUAUUCAUCACAGAAUGGACUUGACGCAUUGAGUAGUAAAGGAUAUCUGUCCGGAAAAGAGGCGCAUUGGCAUUUGCUGAAGAGGUUCCUGGGGCUGGUCCAUAAGUUUAAAUUGCCUGUGUUUCUGGUCGACACUGCAUCUCUGAACCUCCUGUCCCAGGAUGCAGUUCUCUACAGGGACAGUCAGCUGAAAGAGCCCCACUGCAGUUUCCUCUGCACACACAGGGACUUCACAACCUUUGCACUUUUCGGAAACCUCUGGAAAUAUGAUGCCGCCUUAUUGGAUGCAGCAGCGGAGCGAGGUCUGGAGCUGCUGGAGGUUCAUGGGAAAGACCCCAGACUGAUCAGCAUGGAUGAUCUGACAGCAAAAGAAAUACCACUGCACUUCCUGUUCCGCUUUAACAGUCGUCUGGUUCACGUGGUCGUUCUGUACGAGCGCAGUGGGAAGUACCUCUGGCACGGCCCUCUCAGGCUGAGAAGCAGUAUGGACAGAACAUUCGCCCCUUUCGGAAAACUGGACUUUGGCCAUCAUGCUGGGGCCUAUGACAGCUGUGUGGACUCUAAUUCUGACGGCACCCAUUCACUGCAGAGCAUCCAUUGGCCAGAGCUCAUUCUAACCACUCUUGAUGGCCUUGACGUAAGAAUCCCCAAAAACUACUCCCGUUUCCUCCAUGAGCAUUCCAGCAGUCGCUUUCUGGAGUGUCACUGCAAAGAAGCCAAGGCCUUUUACCAGCUGUAUCCAGAAGACACCUCUCCAGAGGCUGUGGACUUUAGGAUGAGGGCUAAAAGUCUGCUUCAUCUUGCUUCUAAAGUCCUCUCUGUGCUUGGAGUUCCCUUCUGGCUCAGCAGUGGAACCUGUCUUGGUUGGUACAGGCAGUGUAACAUCAUUCCUUACAGUAAAGACGUCGAUCUGGGCAUAUGGAUAAAAGAUUACAGGCAUGACAUCACUCAGGCAUUUCAGAAGGCUGGUCUCCCACUGAAACACAAGUUUGGGAAGGUUGAGGAUAGUUUGGAGCUCUCCUUUCAGGGAAAUGAUGUGAAACUGGACAUUUUCUUUUUUUAUGAUGAAGGUGACAUUGUCUGGAACGGAGGCACACAGGCAAAGAGUGGCAAAAAAUUCAAAUAUGUGUUCCCACGAUUCAGUUUGUGUUGGACUGAGCUGAUGGAGCUAAAGGUCAGAGUUCCCUGUGAAACCGGGGACUAUGUGAUGGCCAACUAUGGACCCAACUGGAAUGUUCCUGUGAAAACCUGGGACUGGAAGACCUCUCCGUUCAACGUACACGAGAAUGGUGUGUGGCCUGUGAGGGAAUGGGAUGAUGUCAUUCAAGUUUACUGAAGCAUCAUGGGAGUUAAAGUAUCUUGUUAUACUCCAGUUAAAAUGGGUCAUUGCAGUUACCCUAAGCUACUACAAAGUCGAAAGUUAGCCCCUGUGUUCCUUUAAAGUCUGCAGACAUUGACUGCCUUUGUAACACUAAGAGAACAAUGAAAAUCUAAUGUGGUGAAGAGAUUUGUUUUAUUCAUUGAAAUCAUCGGUCUCUAAAUCAAUUCCUGGAGGGCCACAGCUCUGCACAGUUUAGCUCCAAUCCUAAUAAAACACCUGGUCCAGCUGAUUAAGGUCUUCAUGAUCAUUUAGAAUCUUCCAAGCAGGUGUGAGUUGGGAGCCGCAGAGCUGUGGCCCUCCAGGAAUCAAGUUUGAGAACACUGAUGUAAAUAAUCUGUCCUAUCAAAGAAGGAAGUUUCCUAUUUGAUGCGAGAAUGUGUAAAUAAAUUGCUGCUGUGUAUUGUCCUGGGUACUGAUAUGUAUUUUGUUUUUAUUGAAUAAUAAACUCCAGUGUGAACUA